This is a messenger RNA of Anopheles cruzii, 9504 nucleotides long. RefSeq names its product heterogeneous nuclear ribonucleoprotein R (gene Syp). NCBI's taxonomy places the organism in Eukaryota, Metazoa, Arthropoda, Insecta, Diptera, Culicidae. The record is from RefSeq and is a predicted model, not a curated record. Gene Ontology annotation, molecular function: mRNA binding. The coding region runs from base 161 to 1816 and encodes 551 amino acids. Gene Ontology annotation, cellular component: nucleus; ribonucleoprotein complex. The transcript has 12 exons.
GGUGAAAAGGGCAAAGGGUUACAUACACAAAAAACAUUCGGAAACCAGUCCUUGGCGGUGUGUCCAUCUCAAUCCAUCAGACGGCGCGCACAGUCUGCAUUCUCGGCGCGUUCAUCCUCCUCCUCGUUGCGGAAAGCUUCUCCGGGUGCUUUUUUAAGAAAUGGCCGAAGGUAAUGGUGAGGUUGUUGAAGAGAUGGCAAAUCAGAAAUCUGGCGAGGGGGGCGACGGCGAACGAACGCAGGACUACUCAAAGCUGUUGGAAUAUGGAUUACACAAGAUGGUCGCGGGGCGGUUGGACGACAUAUACAAAACUGGCAAACUAGCCCACGCUGAAUUGGACGAACGGGCACUCGACGCGCUGAAAGAAUUUCAUGUAGAAGGUGCCUUGGACGUACUGGAUCAGUUCCUAGACUCAAACCUCGAACAUGUGUCAAACAAAUCGGCCUUCCUAUGCGGUGUCAUGAAAACAUACAGGCAAAAGGUUCGAGCAACGCAACAAGGACAACCCACACCGCCUGUUACAGUGCAAGCGAAAGGACCGGACGAGGAUAAGAUUAAGGCGAUCCUGGAGCGAACCGGAUACACAUUGGAUGUCACAACAGGACAACGCAAGUACGGUGGACCUCCCCCAAACUGGGAGGGCAACACACCGGGAAACGGUUGUGAGGUGUUCUGCGGCAAAAUACCAAAAGAUAUGUACGAAGACGAGCUCAUCCCGCUGUUCGAAAAGUGCGGUAAAAUUUGGGACCUCCGAUUGAUGAUGGAUCCGAUGACGGGCACAAACCGUGGUUACGCAUUCGUUACCUUCACCUCACGGGACGCUGCCUCGAAUGCCGUACGGGAGCUGAAUGAUUAUGAAAUUCGGAAUGGCAAAAAGAUUGGUGUAACGAUAUCGUUUAACAAUCACCGACUUUUUGUCGGCAAUAUACCUAAGAAUAGAGAUCGCGAUGAGUUAUUAGAGGAAUUUGCGAAACAUGCACCGGGACUUGUUGAGGUAAUUAUUUAUAGCUCUCCAGACGACAAGAAAAAGAAUCGAGGAUUUUGUUUUCUCGAGUACGAAUCACAUAAAGCAGCCUCUCUGGCCAAGCGACGACUGGGAACCGGAAGGAUAAAGGUAUGGAAUUGUGAUAUAAUAGUAGACUGGGCGGACCCGCAGGAAGAACCGGACGAACAAACCAUGAGCAAGGUCAAAGUAUUAUACGUACGAAACCUAACACAAGACACUAGCGAAGAAAAGCUAAAGGAAAGUUUCGAGCAAUUUGGUCGCGUCGAACGAGUGAAGAAGAUAAAAGACUAUGCAUUUGUUCAUUUUGAAGACCGUGAUAAUGCCGUCAAAGCAAUGAAAGAUUUGGAUGGCAAGGAGAUUGGUGGAUCUAAUAUAGAAGUAUCUCUAGCUAAACCCCCGUCCGAUAAAAAGAAAAAAGAAGAAAUCCUGCGAGCCCGUGAAAGGCGCAUGACUCAGUUUCUACAGACUAAAAUUGGUAUAGUGAGUUCGGUACCAUCUUUUCCCAGCAUGUCACCACACCAUCCUGGUAUGAUGCCUGGCGCUAUGCCCCCAUUAAGAGUUCCCAGUGGAGCUGGCGGUGGUCCAAGAGGUGCCCCGAUGAGGGGAGCAGGCCCGAUGGGCCGUGGCGAAUACGCAAUCGGUAAGCGCAAAUUUGAAGGAGGUCCUCAUAACCAAGGGGAUAUAAAGCGACGCUAUGGAGCAUUAGCAAAUUUUGGUAAUAACUGGGGAAGUCAACCUUUGCCUCAACAGCCACUAGGGACGAACGGUGGAGAGCAAUGGUACACCGAUACCUACUCUGCGUGGAGUUAAGCUAACUUACACAUACCCGUUGAAAUUAGCUUUGUCUCUAAUCCAACAUUCAACAACAACAAUAUGAUCAUUUGCUCUUGUAUACAAGAACACCUAAAGCAAAGCAAACACAACAUAAAUAGUUCAUCUGGUAUGAUUGGAAGUUUUCCUUUUCUUUUUCAAUUGAGUAACAUUAACUAAAGGGGAAUAAAGUAAAUUUUCUAACUACACAUUUAUGGUUAAAUUUUACGCAAAAGUCACAUAGUAAAAAUCAUAAGACAUAGCUGACUAGGCACUGUUGGAAAUGGCACGGCGUUUAAUGAGCGAAAUGGGAAAAUGGAAAAAUGACUGAUUUCAUUUGGCACACAAAUCAUACCAAAACGAUGUUACUCAGUAAACGAGAAGUAGCUUCCCAAACUACGAUUGGAACGCAAAUUGUAGCAAACGUCACUGAGGGAAAUUUCUAACAAAGAUCAAAUGGCGCAACAUCAAUACAAAAAAGGGAAAUAACAAAUUGGUAAAUCGGACACAGGGAAAAUGUUGUAUAAAAAAUGUGUUUCGGUAUGUGAAAAUAUUUCGAACCGAGCGUGUAUUAAACUUCGUGUUUGCGUUUGCGAGAUGAGAAGAGUGCUUGCAGUAAUUUUAAACAUGUUCAUCUUCAGUUUUAUCUCCAAUUUCCAAUCGAUCAUUAGUUCCAAUUUUGUGGAUUUAAAAAAAGCAGUCGUGUUACCAUUUUGAAUAGCUUCCCCACAAAUGACAAAUGGUAGAUCACUGAACAAGUGAGACAAAUUCAAAAUUAUUAUACAACAACGAAAUAAUCGAGAUCUCCACCGUUUUAUAAAAUUGAUAGUCGCAAAAUAGGUACGUAACAAAACAGGUUCCCUAGGGCUUGUAUUUACCAUUAAUUUCUAAUUGCUUAACGAAACAGACGUAGUGGUGAUGCACGUAAGAAGUGAAGAAUAGUAUGCAAAGCGUAGCACAUUGAAAGCCAGGCAAACAUGCGUGAAUAGUUCGCCAAGUUUAAAAAUAAAUUUCCAGAAAACUACAUCGGCUGAGUGUAAAUGAGAAAAUUUGAGUUCUCUGAAAAAGUAAAUGCCAGAAAUACAAUAUUUUGGAUAAGAAAGUCCUAAUCGUGAUAGUGAAUGAAAGUUGAACACUCGUUUUCUCGGUUUUUUUUUUGUUUCGUUAAUAGAAAUCAUUGGAAAAGGAAAAAGUUUAUUUUGAAUUAUGUUGGAAUUGUUUUGUAUUGUUCUUGUUUCAUUAUUAUUUUGAAGCGCAAUAGAAGGCAAACAUUUACUUGCGAAUAAAGUGUAAAUAGAGCGCGGUAUACUUGAAAAAAUUAAAAACAAGGCUCUAACCUCUAAAAGUGAAUACGUUGUGCGAAAUUUCUAAGGAUAAUGUAGCAACGGAUAGAUUUUUAUGUUCAUUCAAACAAUGUGUAUGUAUACAUUCAAUGAGAUGAAAAUUUAAGUGAAAAUGAAAUAUGUGGUGUGAUAUAUUCGAAAAAAGAAGAAAGCAGCCGGUCAAAAACAAUGUCAGAAAAAGUGUAAAAAUGUUUGACAACCCUAAAGUUUGGGUGUAAAAAGUUAAUGUUAGAACUAUUUUGGUUUGUAUAAAUUUAAAAUUAAACUUGCUUAGGGCAUGAAUCUAAUCGAGGAUGAAGAAAAUAUUCGAUAAAAGUGUUCAAAUUUAAUAGGAAUCAAAAUUGGCUAUAAAGUGAUGAGAUAAAACACAGCAAACGAAAAAAAAAGUAAAAGUAUUAUUGGACUCUUUUAUCAGACGGUGACCAACAUAUAUUGGCGAAAAGGAAAAUUUUAUUUAUGUUAUUUAGGAAUUCAUCGUUUUUAUUUCAUGCCCGCAGCCAGUCGUAUAAAGCUACCACAAGGGUGAAAAAUUCCGUGUUCAUUAGAAUGAUUAGAAGCAAAAUUAUAUUCGAAAGCGGUAAAAUGUUUUCCGAGAGAACACAUUUGGCUACUAGCGAUCAAACAAGAGAAAAGAGAAUCAGUGGUAGCAGAAGCAAAAAGCGCAUCUCUUCGCUGACGAGUGGAAAACGUGCAAAAAAUUUAAACGAAAUAAGUCAAGGGUGGAAACUAAUAAAGGUAUAGUCUAAGACAAUAUGAAAAUUGCGCUAUAACGACGAACAAUGGGAGGUCAGAACAAUUAUGGAGGAUAAACUAAUCUCAAAUCCAAAACUAUGACGAAAAUCGAUCAAGAGCUGAUGUGAGAAAAAUCUUGACAAGAGUGAAACGGCUAGCAGUUCUAAACAUAAGCUAAGCAAUGCAAACUGAAUGGCAAAACGGAAAGGAAUAUGAAAAAAGGUGCAAAGAACGAAACAAAAAAUUGAAACCAUCAAAGCAGCCCCAUAGCGUCGUAAAUGCUGCUGCAACGGAGGAAAAAUAUGCAAAAUUUUAGCUCAAACACCUGAACGCGUUGGUGCACGAACACGUUUCAUGAAUCCCUUUGAAACAAAGUAUGAAAUGAUAAAAGCCUUAUCCAAUCAUAUAAGCAGGAAGGAAAAAGAAAGAAGUGGUGGUAUUGUAGCAUUAGAAAGAUCGUGAGGACAACAAUGAUAAACAAAAAGGAUUGCAGUAACAAACGGAAAGUUUACAAUCGAACCGUAUCGAAAAUCAGCAUUGUGUGUGUACUACUUUUUUUUAUACUUAUACUACUUGAAACAGUCCUUUUUUGAAGUUUUUUUGCGCCAAAACAUACAUUUAAAAAUUGAAACAUCCCAAACAUGCUGGACUUACUUCAGUAAACAUUUUACACUACACAUGUUCCGUAAGAGUUUUUUUUCAAUUAUGUCUUUUGUUUAUUUUUGUUUGAUAUUAUACUUUGUUUUCGUUCAUGUUAAUCUAGCCCUCCGGAGGCGUUGUCCACACCAACAGCCUAGCGCAAAGUGUCGAUGUUGGUUACGAUUAUUUUAUAACGUCAUGAGCAUAUGCUUGUGCGUGCGAGAUAACGGAUUGGUAUAAUUAAUCACGGUUACCUUAACAUCAACACAAGUUCAAUACUUUUUCCUCAAAAAGUAAAACAAAAAUAAGUAGUUUUAUUUUCUUUCUUAAUUCAGCCAAGUGUUGCUCAUAGUUUGCAUAUCGUUGAUUUCGUUUUAUGGUAUAUAUAUAUACAUACAUAUAUGUGUUUUAGUUGGUUUGUUGGAACUCUCUUUAUUUGGGGAGACUGUUUAGAGCAGACACACGCUCGGGCUCCAAUAAAAACAGGGCCACAGUGCGAUCGUGGAAUUAUCACAAUGCAGUGGAACAAAAAUGGAAGCGUAACAAACAAAAUUUUAUACGCAAACCAAGGCAAAUAGAACAAUAUCGAGUACGGAUUACGUAUGUGCAAAUCAUCCAUAUAAAUGUCACGAGUUUUAUACCCAGGAAAACAACUGAUUGAAAAUUCCACUGUUUAGAGAAAACAAGCGAUAAAACCCAUUUCAUCACACAAUAACGAAACACAUUGGAGCUAGAAAUAGAUUUAAUAGUCGGAAAAAUACUGUUAUUUAAGGACAGCGAUGAGGACGUGAUAAAAGUUAGCAAAGAUAGUAACGAAGAUAGUGUAAAAGAUAGGGCAUGUGUAACAAGCAAUUGAAACGAAAAGAAGCUGUUGCAGGGGGUACAGCGCGUGAUCGUGUUUUUUUUCUGCUAACGAUUAUCGUCUAUAUUUCGCGAUAUCAAAAUAUGGUGCCCAAAUAUUGAGAGCUGCCUUACGAAAGCAAAGUGGGAGAAAAGACUGAUUGAAACAUAAAACAAACUAAUGUGAGGCAAAAGAAAAUACACGCAAGUUGGAGGGGCAUUUUCUGUUGGAUUUAUUUGGUUUGUGCAUUAUGAAAAGCUGAAACAAAACAAAAACAAUUCAUACAAAGAGAUAUCCACUAAAUUUUUGCACAGAUUUUGUAAACAGAUUGGUCCGCAUUAUAGAAUUUGGUUUUGAUUUUCAUGAACAUUGCCGAUCAUCCAUUAGAACCUGGAUGCACAGUCCAUUAAAAACACAUACAGUGUGUUUUCAUUCACGUGAAUACACUGUUCGACCAUCAACCAAAGCCAAUAGGGGGAAAACAAGAUAUCUUUGAGAAAAGCUCACUCUUUUGUUAGCGCAAUUUGCAUUUUAUAGCGCCGCCAAACUCCUGACUGCUUGUUCGAAUCAUAUACAUAAGCUGCAAACAAACAAGAAAAACUGUUGCCCGAACACAUCUUCGCAUAAAUGAAGGCUAAUGAAAUCAAAAAGCAUAACCAGAAAAUGUCCCAAAUUCAACGGGUAUUGGAAAGAGGAAGGAAAGUUGACGAACAAGGUAAACGAUGGAAUACAAUGAUAAAUUAUGCAAUAUUUGAACAAUAUUUUAUAAUUAAAGCUAUUAUUUAAUGCAAAAUUGAGAGCAAAGCAAUGCGUAAAAGUUUAUAACCGCCCGCGAACCAAUAUACAUUUUUUUUAUUGAAAACAUUUAUUCGAGCAACCAAAUUAAACAUAUUGCCAUUAGCACACACUAUACCAACGCUAACCACAGAAUUCGUUUCUUCUGAUGCUUACAUUACUCUCGAUUGAAAAGCAAAACAAUUUAGUUCACAAAACACAAAACGUAUAUGUUCACCCACCUAUUCACAUUUAUCGAUCCUACUUUUUAUUAGCUUCCAAAAGUUGACCAUGUUUCACGAACGUAUAACGUUUUAUCAGCGAAUCACAUACAUUUCGAGCGAACUGAGAGCAUAUUCUUGUUAGUGCUGUUCUUAAAUUGAUCUGUAAAGCUAAAAAUGUUGCUAUGUAUGUUUUUUUUAUUACGUUUGUAAAAGAAGGGAAAUUUUCAAAGGCACUUACCGUCUGACUACUAGUAAGCUUCGGCAUUUUUGUUAUCUAACUACAGUGACUUUUACUUUUGGUUUGUGUCAAAAUUCAACUCUGCCAUCAGAGUGUCAAUGAGUCUUUGAAUCAUAUUAGAACUUGUUUUGUCUACUUUUAGUCUGUUUCGUUUGUGUUCUAGUUUUUGGUGUAUUGUUCAAUUUACGAAAUCGCCCAGUCUUCAGUCGUUCGUUCAAUAGUUUCAUAACGUAUUUUUUUUAUGGAAAGAAAUAUUUUAAUUGUUUUAUAAUUGCUGCCUGCUGGCUGAUGUAAUUGAAGGUCGGAAGUGGAGGCUUCACAAAAGUACCCAGCGCCAGAGAAUUUCCCUUCUUCUUAUCUUUGUAAGGAAAUGAUUGAAUAAUGAGCUAAAAUAACAAUGCCACAUUUACGUUAAUAAACACAUUUCAUAACACGUCCCUCACCUUUUCGGUACCGAAACCAUGUGACAACUCAAAUGUGCUACUGUUUGAGAGAUACCAAUGUACUGGGGCUACGAAGAAAUCCUAACCUAUUCUUGCCGCGACAGGAACGAAACUCAAAUCCAAAUCCAGUUACAAUUACAGUCCGAUUCCACAAACACCAAGAUUAUUUCGCAAAACAAAUUACGUUGAAAAGCUAAACAAUACGAAGAACGCUGUAUUAGAUUGACGGUAAAAAUUGCUAAGGAUAACGUAUUUAGACAAAAGAAUAAGAUAAAAUAAGCACUAUGAAUCAGUCAUAUUCGAGUAAAAAUUCAAGUAGGAACAGAAAAGUUAUUGCUAUAUAUUUUUGUAUUUUACAUCUUAUUUUUUGAGUAACAGUAGGGUAUACACGUGCGAAUUUUUAGAUAAAGUUACGUCUAUGUUCGUUGUUUUUUUUGUAACCGUACUACAAUUGAACAGGAGUGCAAGAACAUCUUUAUCGAAAAAGGUGGUGAAAGGAAAGAUAGACAUUCUACAGAAUUUGAGCUGACUACAGAAAACCAACUAAAUAGCCAACUAAUAUAUAAGUUUUCCACUUUGUGCGUAAUAAACAUAAAAAAGAAAAUAAAACAAAUAUGUACCUAGCUAAUCUUAAACUUUUCUCACAACGACAGUUGAACUACGCUUAAAGACCAGACGGGGAUAGUCUUUUAGUUUGGAAAAGAAUAUUUUUUCAAUUCCGCAUUCAGGCGUGUCGGUUUUAAAAUCAAACAGUUUUCGAAAGCAUGCGUUUCCUUAUAAUUAUAUAUUUUUUAAAUAUUCAUACACACCUUACCAAUCUACCAUUCAUAAAACAGGCAGAGACUAUAGAUUCAACAUCGCAUACGAACUUUUCACACAACCAAUGCUAGUGUACUACGGCGCACAAUAGUGAAUCGUUGAAGAAACAGCUAUUAGCGAUAUGGUUCGUUUUCCGUUUGUUCAUGAAAGUCCUCCGAUGGAAAAAGGAAAAAAUGAGACACAUAUUUUUUAUUUCUUUCACACAAUGUAACCUAUUUUCAUCUGAACACGAAAUGACUGUUCUCACACAGUAUGAAACAGAUAAAAUUUACAAACAAACUUAUGCGCCCUUGCUAAACCACUAAUCAAACUAGUAGCAGAACCUGUCACGCAGUGGAAUAACGCACUCAAUAGGAACCAUUUUGAACACAAAAGAAAACGAUGGCGAAAUGCCCAACAAAAGCCAUUCUCGUUUUAUAUCGCUUGGUUGCUUCAAUAAGUCCGAUGAUACCGAUAUCGGUUACUCUCGCAUAGUUCUUGGUUGCGAUCAGAAUGCUACAAAUGAUGAAAUUUAAAUUUACAACCGCGCACGGCUUGUACAUCAAAUGUUUUGGCUCGCUCGAUGAGAUUAAUUCUUAAUGUUUAAUUCUGUAGCUUAGUAGUUUAACACAAAAAGUUUGAAAACAAGGCAAAUUUUGAAUUACUACCAGCUGCAGUGGCAAAUAGAUAUUACAUGUAACCGUUGUAAAGUACUGGUCACGCAGCACACAUCAUGUUAUUUUGGACACACUUUUAGUUCUGUGCACCUUCGGGCUUCUUUCGUUUCUUCUCAUCGCAGUAAGCUAUAUUCCGAAUAUGCUACUCAUUAGGCAAUAGAUUUGCUCAUAUUUUAAAGCUAUACAUAAGCGUCAUCAUCACAUUACCGUUCGUGUCAUUGCCAAUUGCCUGCAAUGACGGCGUUUUUUUAUUUCUUCAUAAACUUAGUUUGGCCGAUCUAUAUUACGCACCAUAUUUAAUAAAAAUUGUAGCAUUCAAAACUGAAACAAAUUUUUGUACAACCCACCAACUAACACACAUGCAACACAUAGAAAAAGAUUCUAAUGAAAUAGUUUGUUUAACUAAUAUUUUAUGUUUGUAAACCACUAAAUCAAAAACGGUGAACUGUUGGAAAUUGACAUUUUGACCGGGGAAAGCGAGAAACAAACAAUUGUCUUUGAACCGACAAAAUCACGACAAAGCGCGCCCAAAAGGGGUUUCCGAAGCGGCCAGCGUUUUAAAAUUGAAAAUCAAAUAAAUAACAGACAGGCACUCGCUAGUGUGAACAGUGGUCAAUGAGGGCAUCAUUCAUCAUUAAUCACACUCCACGAAAUUAUGCUACUAAAAAUUAUCCGGUACAAACAGGAAAAAACAACAACUUACACAAUUGAAGGGCUGAAGACAGUGGAAACACUUCAAGUGCGAAGAAUAGAGCACCAUUAGGGCAAGCGAGAACAGAGAGCGAGGCAGAAUAAGUCACAUCAGCAGCAGCAGCAGCAGCAACGUCAUUGAGAUAGGGAUCAUGCGUUCGUUCAUGCCUGUAUAGCAGUGAAAAGGGAACCAACAGGUAGAGCGAUACGGCAAGAGAGUGCGUAGGGCGGUUAGGGAAGAUCAGAAAUAAAAGGAAAUCAUCAACCACCUUUGUAACUGCUCUAUAUA